Messenger RNA from Penicillium angulare, 1749 nucleotides. RefSeq names its product homeobox domain-containing protein. Gene Ontology annotation, molecular function: RNA polymerase II cis-regulatory region sequence-specific DNA binding; DNA-binding transcription factor activity, RNA polymerase II-specific. The record is from RefSeq and is a predicted model, not a curated record. Gene Ontology annotation, biological process: cell differentiation; regulation of transcription by RNA polymerase II. Lineage: Eukaryota; Fungi; Ascomycota; Eurotiomycetes; Eurotiales; Aspergillaceae. The transcript is spliced from 3 exons. Bases 1 to 1749 code for a protein of 582 amino acids.
AUGUCUGACCCGGAGACCUCGGUGAUGGCGGCUUCGUCCUCGCCGUCUCUACCAGCCACCGACGCCAGUGCCCUUAACUACGCAUUUCUCGUUCAUUCCCAAAAGACACUUACCCAGAACCUCCCGCCUCGUGUCGAUAACAAGCUGCUCGCCCGUCAAAAACGGCGCCGAACGAGUCCGGAGGACCACGCCAUUUUGGAAUCUGAGUAUCAAAAGAAUUCUAAGCCCGACAAAGUGUCUCGUACGAAUAUCGUGAAUCGCGUCUCGCUCGGCGAGAAAGAGGUCCAGAUCUGGUUCCAGAACCGCCGCCAAAACGACCGACGCAAAUCCAAACCUUUACAACCUCACGAAAUGCUUGCUCCGCGAUCGAGCAUGUCCGACUCGGUGGGACACCCGUCUAGUGAUGAUAACGCGUCCGCGGAACCUGGGUCGUCAAGUGGGGCAGAGUUGAUGGAUGGCCACAGCCGACCGGAGGAGACUAGGCCAAAAUCCUGGGGAGGCGAUCUAUUGCAAUUAUCUGAUGAACCGGAUAUUAUGACGAGCGAGAGGGACGACCAGGAACCCGAGUUGCCCACACAGUGCACACAAACGAGUGUGGCGACAGAUGCCUUCGAUGACACCCCGCCCACCACACAAGAGGAAUUUCGAGGGGCGGACUCGUGUGAAAAUUUGGACAACAACACAUCGGAUGAGUCACUAUUGCAGGCUACUAAACGGAAGAGAUCCGUUUCUGAUAUAAGGGAGGAGGAGGGAUCACAAGCACAAGAUGAGCAUGUCAAAAAUAUUACAUCAACGCCGACAAAAUCACCGCCCUCACUGCGGUUGUCGAUGUCGUUUGACGGGGAGGCCAUGGUACGGAAAGAAGAUGAGAUGACACCGUCACCGCCAAAGGGUGGGAACGCGUUACGAAUUGCCAUGUCGUCCGAUGGAAAGGCUGUCAUUCGUGCGGAGAACGAGCUAUCGCCGUCCAAAAACCGGGUAGCUAUGUUCUCUGUGCGUCGUACCAAACUCUCAGGACUGCGUCGCAGUAGCAGUGCUAUUUUCCCGGCCACGCCGCGGGCAGCUACGGCCGAGAAGGAUCGAACAUUUGGUCGAUCUCGCGACCCGCGUAACUGGGAGUCAUUCUUUGAUACAGAUGCCCGGAGUGCUCUGUCCACACCUGCUAGCUCUCAAAACGCUCCUAACUCAUCACCUGGUCUCUUUCAAUCUCGUUCUCAGCGUUCUAUUACCCGCAGUGCCUUGUCGACAAGGCAUAGUUUUGUUUCUGUUCAUGCCGAUUCCGCUCAAACACCGAUCUCUCAGUCCAUGGGCGAAAAGAGGCGAAAGCUUGCCCGUACUGUCUCUUCUAUGGGUAGACUAGAGACCGACCGCAACCGGGGUUCUCCAUAUCCUUCAAAACUUUCCAAACAAUCGAUUUCAAAGUCCAGCAAGGCAGACUUAGAACUGGACCCUGGUGACUCCGAUAAAGAAAAUUGGGUUCCCGGAACUCGAGCAUCACAAGUUCGUCGCCGCACAACCUCUCAUACCUCCCGGCAUGCUUUGCGUGAAGCCAAUGGGAACCGGGGGUUAGGGUUACAAAAUACCGGAAAACGCAAUCGACCCUUUGCUUCAGGUACCCAGGGCAAGGUUACGUCAGAGUUGAGUGCAGAGGUAUCUGCGUUCAUGGCUGGUGGAGGAGGUGGAAGUCAAGAAGAUGAUUUGGAUUGUAUCCAGGGUCUCCUAUCGUUGAGUCAAGGAGCGUGGCGAUAG